AGAAGAACAGUUUAGGCUACCGUGGAGGGAAAAAAAGUCCUACAGAAGCAAAAAAAAAAAACUCCCGUAAUUGAAGUCACAAGUUGACAUGCACGCGUUGUGUGGCAGACUGACAAGAAGCUCACAAUGCUGCCGCUAUCGCCGCCUACUUCAUUCGCGUUUUAUUAACUCUACGCCACAUUUAUUUGGAUCCUUUUCAAAAGUUUACUCCGUGGAGUUCAGAGGGGUGAAGUCCAUGAAAUGUAGCAGCGAAAUCCCAGAGGGAGAGACCGAAGCACCAUGGCAGACUGGAGGACUUUUAAUGUGGUGGUUUUGGGCGUGGGAUUCUUGUUCGUAUUCACCGCCUUCACUACCUGUGGCAAUAUUGAACAAACGGUGGUGAAAAGUCUGCGGAAUGACACUUUCACAGGAAGUGGAUACCACAGUCUGGGCAUCAUUUAUGGAGUCUUCUCGUUGUCCAAUUUGGCAGCGCCCGCCGUGGUGUCGGUGGCGGGAGCGAAGGUGACCAUGUUUGUGAGCGGGCUGCUUUACAGUGGCUACGUCGCUGUCUUCAUCGAGCCGUCUACCUGGUCGUUCUACCUGACGUCCGUGCUGAUUGGCGUCGGGGCUGCCAUGCUAUGGACAGCUCAAGGGCAAUUCCUGGUGGAGAACUCGGACGCUUCCACAAUCAACAGGAACACGGGAAUGUUCUGGGCUCUCCUGCAGUGCAGUAUGUUAUUUGGCAAUUUGUACAUUUAUCUGGAAUGGAAUGGAAGAACAGAAAUACCAGACGGCAGCAGGAAGACAAUCUUCCUCUCAUUGCUGGUGGCCUCCAUUGUGGGGACACUGUGCUUCUUGGCGCUGAGGAGGACUCGUCUGUUCGAGGAGGAGAUGCUCUCCGAGGAUGAAGGACAGGCCUUGCUCUCGACACACAUGGUAUACAAGCACAGAGCCAACACAGCCAUAGAGGAGGUGAAGGCAGACUUCAAGACCAUGCUGCAGCUUCUCAAGAGCAGAAACAUCCUCCUCUUGAGUCCCUGCAUGGCCUACAGCGGCCUGGAGCUGUCCUUCUACAGCGGCGUCUACGGGACGUGCCUGGGAGCCACGGCGCAGUUCGGCCAGGCGGCAAAAGGCCUCAUCGGCAUCUCGGGCAUGGUGCUGGGCGUGGGCGAAAUCAUAGGGGGAGGCUUGUUUGGCUUGGUGUGCAAGAACAAUCGCUUUAGACGCACCUCAGUGGUCUUCCUGGGAAUGGUGGUGCACUUUGUGGCUUUCUAUCUCAUCUUUCUCAACAUUCCUGAAGAUGCCCCUGUGGUCUUCGGCACCACCACCCUCAAGAGCCCAUUUCUCACUCCAAGCAUGUCCAUCGCCCUGCUGUGCAGCUUUCUGCUGGGUCUGGGAGACAGCUGCUUUAACACGCAGCUCUACAGCAUCCUGGGUUGCAUCUACGCAGAGCAAAGCACGGCCGCGUUCGCCAUCUUUAAAUUCGUACAGUCGGUUUUCGCAGCCGUGGCAUUCUUCUACAGCGGCGACACGCUGCUCACAUGGCAGCUCCUCCUGAUGGUGGUGCUGGGCUUCAACGGCACGCUAUGCUUCUUCGUGGCUGAGCGCAUGCAUGACGCCGACGCCAUCUCCACUCAGACCUUGGAGUAACUGGAGAGGAACAAAAUAAACGGAUACUGCGGACUGUGGAGAGCAAGCGGCUUUAAGGCACUGAAGGUUCUCUCAUUUUUUAAAUAUUUUUUUUUAAUGAUACUUUUUCUUUCAUCAUCAUAAUCAUCAUGGUUGCAGCAGGAGCCCGCAGGGUCAUUUACAUCCAGAGUAAAUGGCUUGAUGCUGCACCUCGAUGAUGAGCGCUCAUUAAUACUCGAACAACACUUUUAAACAAAAUGACUACUGCAUCGCUUUAAGCUCAGAUGGAACACUUUUUUUUUUGGGAGAAGUGCCACUCCUUUGCCUUGAUAAGUCAUCUUUUUACGAUUGGAUUUGGCAUCCCAAAAACUCUUUUCUGUGGUCGCAAUUCAUUUCUAACGUCGUGGAGUCUUAACUUUUUAAAAUACUCACCCUAGAUUGCUAACAAGCUAGCAUUUGAAAAUAAAAGUGUUUUAUAUUGUG
Messenger RNA from Syngnathus typhle (broad-nosed pipefish), 2091 nucleotides. Its product is annotated as UNC93-like protein MFSD11. The coding region runs from base 280 to 1629 and encodes 449 amino acids. The transcript has 13 exons. NCBI's taxonomy places the organism in Eukaryota, Metazoa, Chordata, Actinopteri, Syngnathiformes, Syngnathidae. The record is from RefSeq and is a predicted model, not a curated record.